UUAAGUGCUGGAUAGAGUACCAAAAGGAAAAGCUCCGAUAUAGUCUCAAGGAUAUUCUGUAUGCGGGAAUUUGAACCAGUUUUCGUUGAGCCACAUUAAGAACACAGACGUAACAUUUGAGGGAUACGUUGUUAGCCCACAGGGUAGCUGUGGUUAGCCAUGGAGGAUGGGAAGCCAGUAUGGGCGCCCCACCCCACCGAUGGGUUCCAGCUGGGCAUGAUCGUGGACAUCGGAGCUGACACCCUCACCAUCGAAUCACUCAACCAGAAGGGCAAGACCUUUCUGGCUCCUAUGAAUCAAGUGUUCCCUGCUGAGGAAGAUGUCAACAAACAUAUGGAGGACAACUGUUCUCUUAUGUACCUGAAUGAAGGCACGCUCUUAAACAACGUCCGAGUGCGGUAUAGUAAAGACAAGAUAUAUACAUAUGUGGCCAACAUCUUGAUUGCGGUGAACCCUUACUAUGACAUCCCCAAACUGUACGCUCCAGAGACCAUCAAGUCUUAUCGGGGCCGGUCCCUGGGCACUCUACCACCUCACGUCUACGCCAUCGCGGACAAGGCCUACCGGGACAUGAGGGUCCUGAAGAUGAGCCAGUCCAUCAUAGUGUCUGGAGAAUCUGGGGCUGGGAAGACAGAAAACACCAAGUUUGUCCUCAGAUAUUUAACAACGUCAUACGGCACCGGUGAAGAUAUUGAUGAGAGAAUUGUUGAGGCAAACCCCCUGCUUGAGGCCUUUGGAAACGCCAAGACAGUCAGGAAUAACAACAGCAGUCGUUUUGGGAAAUUUGUGGAAAUCCACUUCAAUGAAAAGAAUAAUGUGGUAGGUGGCUUUGUGUCCCACUACCUGCUGGAGAAGUCAAGGAUCUGCAUGCAGAGUAAAGAGGAGAGGAACUACCACAUCUUCUACAGGCUGUGUGCUGGAGCCUCUGAGGACAUCAGACAGAAGCUGCACCUUGACUCCCCUGACAGCUUCAGGUAUUUGAACCGAGGAUGCACCAGAUACUUUGCCAGCAAGGACACAGACAAACAGAUCAUGCAGAAUCGCAAGAGUCCUGAGCAUGUGAAGCUGGGCGCCCUGAAGGACCCUCUGCUGGACGACCAGGGAGACUUCAACAGGAUGUGCGGGGCCAUGAAGAAGAUUGGCCUUGAUGACACGGAGAAGCUGGACCUGUUCAGGGUGGUGGCCGGGGUGCUGCACCUGGGCAACAUCGACUUUGAGGAGACUGGGAGCACAUCGGGCGGCUGCAUCCUGAUGAACCAGUCCAGUCCGACACUAGCCUACUGUGCUGACCUGCUGGGGUUGGACCAGGAAGACCUGAGAGUCAGCCUCACCACCAGGGUCAUGCUCACCACAGCAGGAGGCACCAAAGGAACAGUUAUCAAGGUGCCUCUGAAGGUGGAACAGGCUAACAACGCCCGGGACGCCCUGGCCAAGGCCGUGUACAGCUGCCUCUUCGAUCACGUGGUCAGGAGGGUCAACCAGUGCUUCCCCUUCAACACCACCUCUAACUUCAUUGGGGUGCUGGAUAUCGCUGGCUUCGAGUAUUUUGAGCACAACAGCUUUGAGCAGUUCUGCAUCAACUACUGCAACGAGAAGCUGCAGCAGUUCUUCAAUGAGCGAAUACUGAAAGAGGAGCAAGAGCUGUAUCAGAAGGAGGGACUGGGAGUCCGUGAAGUUCAUUAUGUCGACAACCAGGACUGCAUAGACCUGGUGGAAGCCAAGCUUGUAGGCAUCCUGGACAUUCUGGAUGAAGAGAACCGCCUACCACUGCCCAGCGACCAGCACUUUGCAGAGGCCGUCCACAGCAAGCACAAAGACCACUUCAGACUGACGGUCCCUAGGAAGUCCAAGCUGGCUGUCCACAGGAACGUCAGAGAUGAUGAAGGAUUCAUCGUCAGACACUUUGCCGGAGCCGUGUGCUACGAGACGACCCAGUUUGUAGAGAAGAAUAAUGAUGCUCUCCACAUGUCCUUGGAGAGCCUGGUGUGUGAGUCCAAGGACAAGUUUGUGAGGGAGCUUUUUGAGAACUCCAACAACAGCAAGGAAUCCAAACAAAAGGCUGGCAAACUCAGCUUCAUCAGUGUGGGCAACAAAUUCAAGACCCAGUUGAACUUACUGCUGGAGAAGCUUCGCAGCACUGGUUCCAGCUUUAUUCGCUGUGUGAAACCCAACUUGAAGAUGGUUAGCCACCAGUUUGAAGGAGCCCAGAUUCUGUCUCAGCUGCAGUGUUCAGGCAUGGUGUCAGUUCUGGACCUGAUGCAGGGAGGCUUCCCCUCCAGAGCCCCCUUCCAUGAGCUCUACAACAUGUACAAACAGUAUAUGCCUGACAAGCUCACACGACUGGACCCCAGGCUCUUCUGCAAGGCUUUGUUCAAAGCACUGGGGCUGAAUGAGAAUGACUACAAGUUUGGCUUGACCAGAGUGUUCUUCCGCCCUGGGAAGUUUGCGGAGUUUGACCAGAUCAUGAAGUCGGACCCGGACCACCUGGCAGAGCUGGUGAAGAAGGUCAACCAGUGGCUGGUCGUCAGCCGUUGGAAGAAGGUCCAGUGGUGCUCCCUCUCUGUCAUCAAACUAAAGGAGAAGAUGAAGUAUCGUGCCUCUGCCCUUAUUAAGAUUCAGAAGACCAUCCGCAUGUGGCUCUGUAAGAGGAAACAUAAGCCACGCAUCGACGGCAUGGUGAAGGUGCGGAACCUGAAGAUGCGGAUGGAACGCUUCAACGAGGUGGUGGGUGCUCUGAAGGAGGGAAAGCAGGAGAUGGCCCAGCUGGUGCAGGAGCUGGGGGCCUCCAUCGACACCUUCAUGGCCAAGAUCAAGGCCACGGUGAUGACCCGGAAGGAGAUUAACCAGGAGUACCAGGGGCUGGUGAAGAGCUCGGAGCAGCUGCUCUCCUCCAUGCAGAAGAAGAAGCAGGAGGAAGAGGAGCUGGAGCGGCUGCGGCUCAUCGAAGAGGAGAUGGAGAGAGAGAGGAAGAGGAGGGAGGAGGAGGACCAGCAACGGCAGCAGGACGAGAGCGACAGAAAGAAGAAAUCAGAGAUGGAGCAUAAGAGGAAGCAUGAGGAGGAGGAGAGGAAGAGGAGGGAGGAAGAAAAGAGGAUUAUGCAGGCGGAGAUGGACAUCCAGAUAGCGCUGGAGCGGGAGGAGGACGUCCAGCGGUCGGCCAUGUUGGAGCAGGAGAGGAGAGACAGAGAGCUGGCCAUGAGGAUCGCCCAGAGCGAAGCAGAACUCAUCACCGACGAGGCCCAGGUGGACCCCAGCCUGCGCAGGGGUUCACAGGUGCAGGCACUCAAAGCUGCUGGCGUGAAGAAGUACGACCUGAGCAAGUGGAAAUACGCCGAGCUGCGGGACGUCAUCAACACCUCGUGCGAUAUUGAGCUGCUGGCGGCAUGCAGGGAGGAGUUCCAUCGCCGUCUGAAGGUCUACCACGCCUGGAAAUCCAAGAACAAGAAACGCGACACAGCUGCAGAGCAGAGGGCCCCCAAAUCUAUCACUGACUACGCCCAACAGAACCCGGCCAUGGUCACCCAGCAGCAGGAGAUAGCCAUGAACCGCCAGCAGCGAUACUUCCGCAUCCCCUUCAUCCGGCCCGGGGACCAGUACAAAGACCCCCAGAACAAGAAGAAGGGCUGGUGGUACGCCCACUUUGACGGGCCCUGGAUCGCCAGGCAGAUGGAACUGCACCCAGACAAGCAGCCCAUCCUGCUGGUGGCAGGGAAAGACGACAUGGAGAUGUGUGAGCUAAGCCUGGAAGAGACGGGCCUGACCCGGAAGAGGGGGGCUGAGAUCCUGCCUCGGCAGUUUGAGGAGAUCUGGGAACGCUGCGACGGGAUCACGUACCUGCGAAACGCCAUCGAAAGCAAGCAGGCCAGGCCCACGUAUGCCACAGCCAUGCUGCAGAACCUCCUCCAGUGAACCAGAGGGACCACCCAUGUCCGUAGGCUCAAUAUGGAUGGAGUAAACAAAGGGAAAAGAGGAAAAGCCCCCCCUAUCAUAGCAGCCUUUCAGGCUAACGCAGGGUUUCCCAAACUCUGCCCUCGGGACCCCAAGGGAUGCACCUUUUGGUUUUUGCCCUAGCACU
Coregonus clupeaformis (lake whitefish) is the source of this 4075-nucleotide messenger RNA. Its product is annotated as unconventional myosin-VI-like. Gene Ontology annotation, biological process: inner ear auditory receptor cell differentiation; endocytosis; inner ear morphogenesis. The record is from RefSeq and is a predicted model, not a curated record. Bases 160 to 3909 code for a protein of 1249 amino acids. Gene Ontology annotation, molecular function: ATP binding; actin filament binding; microfilament motor activity. The transcript is spliced from 32 exons. Gene Ontology annotation, cellular component: actin cytoskeleton; endocytic vesicle; ruffle. NCBI's taxonomy places the organism in Eukaryota, Metazoa, Chordata, Actinopteri, Salmoniformes, Salmonidae.